GGAGAAGGCAGGAACGGGGUACUGAUUGGGGAUGAUCAGCUGUGAUCACAUUGAAUGGCAGUGCUGGCUGGAAGGGCUAAAUGGCCUACUCCUGCACCUAUUGUCUAUUGAGUAACAGCGGGUCAGGCAGCAUAUCUGGAGAUCAUAGAUAGGUGACGUCUCAGUACGGGGCCCUGCUAUAGACUGUGAGAGAGGUUAUUACAGAACUUCUGUCGGAGAGAGGAGGAUAACUUCUUCAAAGAAGGCAUACCUUGAGGAAUUUCACAGCGGAGCAGUCAAAUGUAGACACUGGUUUAUACCACUCAACGGGUCAGGCAGCACCUCUGUAGAUCAUGGAUAGGUGACGUUUAGGGUCAGGGCCCUUCGUCAGCCUGGGUUAGUUUGUGCCUCAACGUGCACAUUAAUAGAGAGAAAUAAAAUGCAGGAAGGGAAAUAAAUAGAAGUGGAGACGGGGAACUGCAGGCGCUGGAGUCUUAAGCAAAACACAAAGUAACGGGGAACUCGGCGGUUAAGGCAGCAUUCGUGGAGGUUUGGUGUUGGGGAACUUGGGACGUGUGUGAGGUCCCCAGCCCACCGUAUCAGCGGACAGUGGGAGUGGUCGCACACAUCCCUAACGCUUCAUUGAAGGGAGGCAGCUACAAUGCAAACGUGCGGCCGCUCUCCCAUCGCCCACGGGCUGCGAGAGGGAGCCCGACCCGCUCAGACUCUGUUAAAUAAUUCUGGCAACGUGAAUCCAUCUUCUGACCAAUCUGGGCCGGACAGUACCAGUUGUAAAAGAUAAGAAAGAAAAUGCUGGAGCUACUCAUCGGGUCGGUCCGUAUCUGUGUGGGGGAUAAUUUACCGAUUCACAUUGAAGGCUUCCAGCCGAAACCCUGACUCUGAGACACAGGGAACUGGAUGGGCUGGUUAAAACAAAGACGCAAAGUGCUGGAGUAAUUCAUCGAGUCAGGCAGCAUCUCUGGAGAACAUGGACCGUUAUUCUCUUCUCACGAAUCAGGCCUGUCCGGCUGAAUAUUUAUAUGUUCUGUUUUAGAUGUCCAUCAUCGGCUUGGAUUUAGUUUACCGUCUACAUAUUCACUUCCAUUUCAUGCAUUAAAACACACAAAGUGCUGGAGGAACUCGGCGGGUCCGGCAGCAUCUGAAUGGACAGGCGACGAUUCAGACCGAAGAAUGGUCCAGAUCCGAAACACCGUCUGUCCAUUCCCCCCGCAGAUGUACCUGGCUCGCUGAGUUCCUCCAGCACUUUGUGUUGGACAAUAGACAAUAGGUGCAGGAGUGGGCCGUUUGGCCCUUCGAGCUAGCACCGCCAUUCACUAUGAUCAUGGCUGAACAUCCACAGUCAGUACCCCGUUCCUGCCUUCUCCUCAUAUCCAUGGACUCCGCUAUCUUUAAGAGUUCUAUAACUCUCUCUUGAAAGCAUCCAGAGAAUUGGCCUCCACUGCCUUCUGAGGCAGAGAAUUCCGCAGAUUCACAACUCUCUGGGAGAAAUGUUUUUCCUCAUCUCCAUUCUAAAUAGCUUACUCCUUAUUCUUAAAAAUUCCAGCAUCUCCAAUUCCUUGUCUCCACUUCCAUUUCAUUCGCUUCCUGUAUUUUUCUCUCUUAUUGUGCAUUUUGAGAGACAGACUGAAGAGAUGUAGUCUGUAGAUGUAACCCGACCCGAAACAUCACACAUCAUCCAUGAAGAGUUACUCCAGCACUUUGUGUCUCGUCAACUAUCUAUGUUCUCCACAGAUGCCGCCUGACCCUCUGAGUUACUCCAGUACUUGUGCCUUUCUUUGGUAUAAACCAGCGUUUGCAGCUCCUCUUUAUUCCGCUAAUAAUCCAUUGAAUAACUUGGUUGCUCCUUAAGCAGGUGCACGGCGUGCCGUGUUAUCAUAGUUGCUCCAUGCAUGACUGAGAGCGACAGGAAGAUUCACAGCGUGUUAUUUUCCUACUUUACGCAGCGAAGCCUGACAUCUCCCUGACCCUGGAUCCCGGGGUAAAAGGCGCAGAGACGCGGAGCCUGAUUUGUGUGGCCGCCGGAUUCUUCCCGAGGGAGCUGAACAUGUCCUGGGCUGUCGUGGGCCAGUUGUCCUAUGAAACAGAAGCGGGUCCGCUGAGGGAGAAUGAGGAUGGAAGCUUCAACGUGAGCUCCCGGCUGCGGCUCACCGGCCCUCGGCUAGAGGCGGGCAUGGUCGUCACCUGCCUGGUUCAGCACCUCACCGGGACGGGCUCGGUGAGCGAACGUUUCCCUCCCAUCCCAAGAUCCUCCGAGUAUUAUUUCAUUCUACUGAGUCUGAUCCUAAUAGUACCAAUAUGCGUCUGGAUUGUGUAUAAUUACCACAGUAAAUUGAAGAAAGGAAAAGAAUCAUCUGUCCAUGACGCAACUGUUGAUAUUCAAAGCAUGAGAAAACAAAAAAACUCAGUAAAUGAGGAUAAUGUUUCAAUAAACAAUGAAAAUCUGCAUUAUGCGCCUGUUUAUUUCAACAAGGGACAGCGAAGACAGGAAUUGAGAUGGACCGAGCAAUCCCAAGAAACAGAAUAUGCCGUCUUAAAGGUCAAAGAUAAAAAUAAUUUAUGAAGAGCCCAUAACCCAGAGUAAUAAAUUGUCCCUCUUCAACGAGACCACAAACUGAUAAUUAUCAUAAAACCACACACUCUUCUCGCAAACAAUAUACGUAGAAUAUAAGAAACAGAAACUAGAGGCUGUAGCACAGCUUCUGAAACUUAAUUCUCUAUUCAAUUACUUUCCUUAAGCUCGAUCUGACUCGGCCUUGAUCGCCUUCUCAGAGUUCCAAAUGUUUAGCUUUAUUAUUGCCGUGUGUAGUGAGGUACAGUGAAAAGCUUUGUUUUGCAUGCUAUCCAAUCAAAUCAGAUACUAUUAUACAUACAUCUGUAAAUAUAAUGAAGUCAAAUACAAGAGGUAGAGCAAAGGGGAAGAUACAGAGUGCAGAAUAUAGUUCUCAGCAUUGUAGCGCAUCAGUCCAAUGUCCGCAAUGGGGUAGAGGUGAAUUGGACAGUACCCUAGCUUAUGAAAGGACCGUUCGGAAGCCUGAUAACGGAGGGGAAGAAGCUGUUCCUGAAUCUGUUGGUGUGCAUUUUCAAGCUUCUGUACCUUCUGCCUGGGGAGCAGGGAGAAAAAGGAAUGCUGGGGUGGGGCAAGUCUUUGAUUAUGUUGGCUGCCAAACCAAUGAGCCCCACAUCUCUACUUUCAGAAGAAGGGUUCCGACCCAAAACAUCACCUUUUUGUUGUUCCAGAGACCCGCUGAGUUACCCCAGCACUUUGUAUCUAUCUAGAGCAGGGUCACACUGAAGAUGGGUCUUGCCCUAAAACAUCACCCAUCCAUGUCCUCCAGAGAUGUUGCUUUGAUAAUAUCAGGCAUUUUGUGUGCCUGACAAAAUGGAGGAUUUCUGCUUCUGUAAAAACUGCUCGUCUUCUUUUGCAAAGUCUGUAAAGACUAUGAGGAUUAUGGCUCCAGAGAGUCUGUUGCCUGGAAAGGGGUUGAAUAGAGGUUGAUGUCCAGAUGGCCUUUAAUUGGUAAUACGUAUGAGAUUUUGCAGAAGGAGCUAGGUCCUGUUGCAAAUGCAUGCUUGGGAUUGGUUGGGGAAAUAAUGGGUUACAAGAAUGUUGCAGAGUCUUCCCGCCGCUAAUUAUGAUUGGUCCAGGAGAGGGGCCUUACCCAAGAUGUUUACUUUACCUGGGAGAAUGUUUCUUUACCUAACAGAAUUGUUUUCCAGUAAGUGUUUUGUAUUGAAAUUAUGUUCAAGAAGGAACUGCAGAUGCUGGAAAAUCGAAGGUAGUCAAAAUUGCUGGAGAAACUCAGCGGGUGCGGCAGCAUCUAUGGAGCGAAGGAAAUAGGCAA
Molecule: messenger RNA, 3842 nt
Organism: Leucoraja erinaceus (little skate)
Lineage: Eukaryota; Metazoa; Chordata; Chondrichthyes; Rajiformes; Rajidae
Product: tyrosine-protein phosphatase non-receptor type substrate 1-like
Exons: 4
Coding region: 2045-2560 (171 amino acids)
Source: RefSeq, a predicted model, not a curated record